AUGAGACAUUGGGAGAAUCAUACUUGCCUCACGUUUAUUCCCAGAACACGUGCGCAUAAAAACUAUAUUGUUUUCACCGUCGACAAAUGUGGUUGUUGCUCUUAUGUUGGCCGACGAGGUGACGGGCCUCAAUCCAUCUCGAUCGGGAAGAAUUGCGAUAAAUUUGGAAUUGUAGUUCACGAGCUGGGUCACGUGAUCGGUUUCUGGCAUGAGCACACUCGACCGGAUCGGGAUCUUUAUGUGGAUAUCUUCUAUAAAAGUAUACAAACGGGUCAAGAUUACAACUUUGAGAAAUCAAAAGUUGGGGAGGUCGACUCGCUGGGAGAACCAUACGAUUUUGCGUCAAUUAUGCACUAUGCUAGGGACACUUUCUCGAGAGGUCUCUUCCAUGAUACCAUUCUCCCGAAGCCGAGUAGUGGUUUCCGGCAAGAGAUCGGACAACGAGUCGAGCUUUCUGAGGGGGAUAUUCGACAAGCAAAUCAGUUAUACGGAUGUUCAACUUGUGGUCGAACUUAUCUCAGUGAAUCAGCUGAACUCACGCCGACUUCUGACGGUCUAUGUGCUUGGCGUAUCAUCGCUCCCGAGGGAAAUUCAAUAUUUUUGAAUAUAUCGGGACAAGAUUUGCAACUUCCAAUCUUGCCUUGUGUGGACGAAAAAGAGAAUUCGAUCAUUGUGCGAGAUGGAAAUGAUAAAAACGCAAAAAUUCUAGAGAAAAUCUGCGGCGACGAGCCGGGAUUUCGGACGAUCGUCUCCGCCUCCAAUCGUUUAUACGUGGAAAUGAGGACGACUUUACUCCCGAAUUUCCCGUUUGGCGUUUUCCACGCGGUUUGCGGGGGUCCGAUCUAUCAAGAUUAUGGCUUCAUUCAAUCGCCAAGAUAUCCCGAUUCCUAUCCACCGAAUUCCGACUGUUUAUGGAGGAUUCAUGUUGAAAAAGGAUAUCAAAUAGCGUUAAAAGUCUACUUUUUUCAGGUGGAACAGCAUAAAGAUUGCAUCUACGAUCAGCUCAUCAUUUGGGAGGGAUCCAUUGAAGGAAUCGGUAAUCCAUUAGCUAGUUUAUGCGGUCAAAUCGCGGAAAAAAACGUGAUUACUGGGAAUAGCAAUGUGUUGACUUUGAGAUUCACUUCUGAUAACUCUGUGCAAAAGGGUGGUUUUGAAAUCGAAUGGACAAAGGAAUUGGAUGAAUGUCAAGGAUCAAAUCACUGUGAGCACAUUUGUGAGAACACGAUUGGAGGAUUUCGUUGCAAGUGCGAUAUCGGUUUCAGUCUUCGACCAGAUGGAAGGACUUGUGAAAGCACUUGUGGUGGAUUCCUGCGUGCCUCAAGCGGCUCCAUUCAGAGUCCAAAUUUCCCCGAGAAUUAUCCACCUGGGAAAAAUUGUGUUUGGGAGAUUGAAGCUGGUGAAGGAUAUCAGAUUUUCAUCAAUUUCACUCAUUUCAACAUUGAGGGUAUGAAAACUGAGUGCGCUUAUGAUUACGUGAGAAUCGGGGAAAGGAAUCGAUUGUGUGGAGAAUAUCGCGAACCACUUUUCUUGACUUCGGAUUCGAAUCGAGUUCGUCUUGAGUUUGUUUCGGAUUCAAGUGUUGAAAGAAAAGGUUUCUCAAUGGAUUUCUUUGCUGAUUUCGAUGAAUGUCAACAUGGGAAUGCUGGCUGUGAGCACAUUUGUGAGAAUCGAAUUGGUGCUUACAAGUGCAGUUGCAAUGCUGGUUAUAUUUUGGCUGAAGAUGGGCACAACUGUAAGGAGGGCGGCUGUUUCUUUGAGUUCAACGAUCCGUCAGGUGACAUCGUCUCCCCAAAUCAUCCAAACGAGUACCCGAAGAGUGAGAAUUGUACAUGGCAUGUGCUGACAACGCCCGGGCAUCGGAUAUCAUUAAGUUUCGUUGCCUUUGAGCUUGAAGAGCAUUCACUUUGCACUUAUGAUAAAUUCGAGAUUUUUGAUGGAGCUUCCCCAUCAGCUCCUCUAUUGGGUCUCUUUUGUGGGUCGUCUCUUCCAUCAACAACGAUCUCGUCAUCAAAUCAGAUUUUCGUCUUUUUCAUGGCUGAUGGAUCGGUGAGCAGACGGGGAUUUCACGCCACAUAUCAAUCGGAAUGUGGCGGUGAAUUGGAAGCUGAGCGAACAGCCGGUUAUAUCUAUUCCCAUGCAUCAUACAGUGACAGUAAUUAUCGACCAACAGCUGAUUGUCAAUGGAAAAUGAAGGCAACAUCCGGGGAAGGAGUUCGAUUGAAAUUUCACGCUUUCCACCUCGAAACAGACAGCUCUUGUCAAUACGAUUAUGUCGAGAUUUAUGAUGGAGGAGAGGCAAAAGAUGAGAAACUUUUUGGACGCUUUUGCUCGGAUACGAUUCCCGACGAGUUGAUCAGCACCGAAAGUGAGAUGCUUUUAGUUUUGCAUACGGAUGACAGUGUUGAAGAGAAGGGUUUCGUUGCCGAGUAUGCAGAGUGGACAAAGGGUGGAAAAAGGCCGAUUGGACGUGUGAAAGAGACAAUAAAACGCACUGAUAUUCUUAAUAAAGAA
Molecule: messenger RNA, 2511 nt
Organism: Mesorhabditis belari
Lineage: Eukaryota; Metazoa; Nematoda; Chromadorea; Rhabditida; Rhabditidae
Source: the annotation of a GenBank genome assembly